GCAUCAUGGGAGAACUGUUCCGCAGCGAGGAGAUGACCCUGGCGCAGCUCUUCCUCCAGUCGGAGGCGGCGUACUGCUGCGUCAGCGAGCUGGGGGAGCUGGGCAUGGUGCAGUUCAGAGACCUGAACCCGGACGUCAACGUCUUCCAGCGCAAGUUUGUGAACGAAGUGAGGAGGUGUGAGGAGAUGGACAGGAAGCUGAGGUUUGUUGAGAAGGAGAUCAAGAAGGCCAACAUCCCCACCGUGGACACCGGAGAGAACCCCGAGGUUCCGUUUCCCCGGGACAUGAUCGACCUGGAGGCCACGUUCGAGAAGCUGGAGAACGAGCUGAAGGAGAUCAACACCAACCAGGAGGCCCUGAAGAAGAACUUCCUGGAGCUGACGGAGCUCAAGCACAUCCUGCACCGCACGCAGCAGUUCUUCGACGAGAUGGAGGACCCCAACCUGCUGGAGGAGUCCUCCGCCCUGAUGGAGGGCAGCGAGGGGGGCCGCGGGGCGCCGCUCAGGCUGGGCUUCGUGGCUGGAGUGAUCAGCAGGGAGAGGAUUCCCACCUUCGAGAGGAUGCUGUGGAGAGUGUGUCGAGGAAACGUCUUCCUGAGGAAGGCCGAGAUCGAGGAUCCUCUGGAGGACCCCACCACGGGAGACCAGGUCCACAAGUCGGUCUUCAUCAUCUUCUUCCAGGGAGACCAGCUGAAGAACCGGGUCAAGAAGAUCUGUGAGGGGUUCCGGGCCUCGCUCUACCCGUGUCCAGAGACGCCUCAGGAGAGGAAGGAGAUGCUGGCCGGAGUCAACAGUCGCAUUGACGACCUCCAAAUGGUGCUGAACCAGACCGAGGACCACCGCCAGCGCGUCCUGCAGGCCGCCUCUAAGACCAUGCGGGUGUGGUUCAUCAAGGUGAGGAAGAUGAAGGCCAUCUACCACACGCUCAACCUCUGCAACAUCGACGUGACCCAGAAGUGCCUGAUCGCCGAGGUGUGGUGUCCCGUCUCAGACCUGGACUCCAUCCAGUUCGCUCUGCGCAGAGGAACGGAGAGGAGCGGCUCCACCGUGCCGUCCAUCCUGAACCGGAUGCAGACCAAACAGACGCCUCCGACGUUCAACAAGACCAACAAGUUCACGUCGGGCUUCCAGAACAUCGUGGACGCCUACGGCAUCGGAAAUUACCGGGAGAUCAACCCAGCUCCGUACACCAUCAUCACCUUCCCCUUCCUGUUCGCCGUCAUGUUCGGGGACAUGGGCCACGGCCUGCUGAUGACCUGUGCCGCGCUCUACCUCGUCAUCCGAGAGAGCCGCCUCCUGGCGCAGAAGAGCGACAACGAGAUGUUCAACAUGGUGUUCGCCGGCCGCUACAUCAUCCUCCUGAUGGGGGUCUUCUCCGUCUACACCGGCGUCAUUUACAACGACUGCUUCUCCAAGUCGCUCAACAUGUUCGGGUCCGGCUGGAGCGUCAGACCCAUGUUUGGUCCCAAAGGAGCCAACUGGACGUUCGAGACCCUUGGGAGUAACACAGUCCUGCAGCUGGACCCUGCUGUUCCCGGUGUCUUUAACGGGCCAUACCCGCUGGGAAUCGACCCGAUCUGGAACGUGGCCACCAACAAGCUGACCUUCCUGAACUCCUUCAAGAUGAAGAUGUCUGUGAUCCUGGGAGUCAUCCACAUGCUGUUCGGAGUGUCCCUCAGUCUCUUCAACCACCUGUACUUCAAGAAGCCUCUCAACAUCUUCCUGGGCUUCAUCCCCGAGAUCGUCUUCAUGUUCAGCCUGUUCGGGUACCUGGUCCUGCUGGUCUUCUACAAGUGGACGGCCUACGACGCCUACAGCUCCAGAGACGCCCCCAGCCUGCUCAUCCACUUCAUCAACAUGUGUCUCUUCAACUACAGCGACCCCACCAACAAGCCCCUGUACAGCGGACAGAUGGGGAUCCAGGUUUUGUUGGUGCUGAUUGCCCUUGCAUGUGUUCCCUGUAUGCUGGUUGUGAAAACUAUGGUGCUGCGCCGUCAGCACCUGUGGAAGAAGCACCUGGGCACGCAGAAGUUCGGAGGGGUGCGGGUGGGCAACGGGCCCACGGAGGACGAGGCUGGCAUCAUGGACCACGACCAGCUCUCCCAGCACUCAGAGGAGGGAGACGAGCACGCAGAGGAAGAGCCGUUUGACUUUGGAGACGUAGCCGUCCACCAGGCCAUCCACACCAUAGAGUACUGCCUGGGCUGCAUCUCCAACACGGCCUCCUACCUGCGCCUGUGGGCCCUGAGCCUGGCUCAUGCACAGCUGUCCGAGGUGCUCUGGGGCAUGGUCAUGCACCUGGGCCUGUCGUCCCGGAGCGGCGGCGGCUUCUUCGGCCUGUCCAUCAUCUUCUCGGCCUUCGCCACGCUGACGGUGGCCAUCCUGCUGGUGAUGGAGGGGCUGUCGGCCUUCCUGCACGCGCUGCGCCUGCACUGGGUGGAGUUUCAGAACAAGUUCUACUCUGGUCAGGGCUUCAAGUUCGUGCCCUUCUCCUUCGAGAGCAUCCUGGAGGGACGGUUCGAUGACUGAGGAGUCCCUCCUGCAUGCACACAUCA
Salarias fasciatus (jewelled blenny) is the source of this 2554-nucleotide messenger RNA. RefSeq names its product V-type proton ATPase 116 kDa subunit a-like. Lineage: Eukaryota; Metazoa; Chordata; Actinopteri; Blenniiformes; Blenniidae. The coding region runs from base 6 to 2528 and encodes 840 amino acids. Gene Ontology annotation, cellular component: vacuolar proton-transporting V-type ATPase, V0 domain; plasma membrane; vacuolar proton-transporting V-type ATPase complex. Gene Ontology annotation, molecular function: ATPase binding; proton-transporting ATPase activity, rotational mechanism. The transcript is spliced from 23 exons. Gene Ontology annotation, biological process: proton transmembrane transport; vacuolar acidification. The record is from RefSeq and is a predicted model, not a curated record.